Messenger RNA from Didymodactylos carnosus, 2979 nucleotides. Lineage: Eukaryota; Metazoa; Rotifera; Eurotatoria; Philodinida; Philodinidae. The record is from the annotation of a GenBank genome assembly.
AUGUUGAAGAUGGCAAAAUUUUUUAAAAAUAAAGCUGAAGUUGAUAAUUUUGUACAACUAACGUUAAUUCGACUUCGUACAGAUUUAGAAAAAGAUACGCGUGGUUAUCAGUUUGCUAAACAUUAUUAUGAUGUAAACGAAUAUGAUUUAGCUGAAGUAUAUUUGAAAAAAUUUAUUCUACGUUCACCAGAAUCAGCAAAUGCAUACGAUUUAAUGGGCGAUAUUUGUUUCUCAAAACAGAACUAUUCCGAUGCAUUGAACAACUAUGAAAAUCUUUUCAAUUUUCUAGCCGUUAAUUCGAUGCUUGAACUAAAUCAAAUACCAUUAGAUCGUGCUCGAAAGUUUAUCGAUAUUAUAAAUCGAACUUCACCAGAUGAUAAUUUGAUUAAAGAAUUACGGAUAAAAAUCGAUGAAAAUAAUACAUUAGCUGAUCCCGAUAGAUUGAAAACAUAUUUGAAAGAAAAAUUGAACGAUGAACCAUUAAAUAUUCAACUUCGCCAACAGUUGAUAAAUGUUUAUUUGCGUUCAAAGAAUGAUGAAGAUGCAUUUCUAUUAUUAAUGGAAACAAUUGAUAAUGACAAAUAUGAUCAUAAUCUCGAAUGGAAUAAAUUUUGUUUGAAAAUCAUACAAGAUGUUCAAAUAGUCGAUCGUACUCAACAUGUAUUCUGUUCGUAUUUAUGUUAUGUACGUUAUAUUGAAACUUUGUUUGAAAUACGAAAUGAAACUGAUCUAGUCGAAAAUUUGAAACUAUUUGAUCGAUUUGUUAAAAUUAAUAGAAUGGAAAUAUUUUCUGCUUAUUUAAAGUCAGAUUUAUACUUUUUUAUUGGAAUGUAUUUAUUGUUCGUUUUAUCGAAUAUUGAACAUAUGAAUGAUGAGGAUAAAAUUGCACAAUAUCAAUCGAAUUUAAUGGAAUCGUCAACAAUUUAUUUUCUCCUAGCACAAAAAUAUUCAAACAAUUUCAAUGAAGAGUCAGAAAACAAUGAAGAAGCAUUCACACUAUGUUCAACAACGUAUAUGCUGAAACACAAUGUACAACGUUCGUUUGUCAUAGGCUAUUGGCUUCGAACAUUAGAACAAAGUAUCAUUCAUAAUGCCAAAAAGAGAAAAGCAAACGAUUUACAUGCUGUUGUCAAACGUUUCUUAAAUAUUGAUAAUAUUCAGGAAUCCUUUAUAUUAUCAGUGAAUGAUGAUGAUUAUUAUGAUGGGUUAUCCAAAGAACAAUUAUCGACAUAUGAUGGUGACGAUAGUAAUGAGUUACAAAAUUCAAGAGAUAUCGUUUUACAUGAUGUGUUAACAUUACAUAGUUUACAUAAAAUGAUAUGGUUUACGAGUUGUUCUAUGGAUGCCAUUUCUCUUAUUCACAAAUAUUUACCAAAAACAAUUCCACUUUCAACGAAUGAUCCAAGUGUAGUUGAAUAUUUAACACAAAUGGAUCUGAUUACAUUUUUAUAUUUUUGUUAUUUGCAAUAUAAAACUAAGUUCUCUAAAAUUACUGGACUUUAUCCACAUAAAUUUUAUACAAAUUUUUGCUCGAAAGCUCAUACAGAAUGGUGGGUAAAUUCAUUUCGAGUUAGUACAAAUGAGGAAAAAGAAAAUUACGAUGGAACUGACAAUCAGCAAAGAACAAAGUUUUAUAAAGGUUUACUAUUUUUACGUUUACAAGGCGAUAAUCCAUUUUUUGAUGAUAUUCAUCAAUCGUCUGCUGUGUUUAAUGAUGUGUCCCAUGUAUUUCAUGAAGAGUGUAUACGAUUACGACGUAAAAAUGAUCAUACAAAAGCCGCAGCUUAUGAUAAUUAUUCAACUUAUUAUCAAAAGUUGACAACAUGUAAUUCGAAUACAGGAAAAACCACAAUGUCAAAAACACCGACUAGUAAUGAUGGGGUAACAUCAUCAACAUCGUUUCAUACUCCCACAACACCAUUGACAGGUGCAUCUUCGAGUAGUGGUGGCGAUGGUAAUAACACAUUAUUAGAAUUUCCCAAGUUCAGUCAGCAUCAGUCUAAUGUACUCGCUCAAAAUCGUCAUGUAUCGACAACGAACAAUGAUAUACCCUCAUCGACGACGCCACGAAGAGAAACAGCUACUACAACCACAAGUGAAUUUCCUCAUGACUUAUUGUCUUCUCUUCGUCGUCCACAACAUCAUGUUUCCGAACAGCCAUCACUAUCACCUUUAACAAAUACCACUCAACAAGCAAGAACGAAAACAACAGUGAACAACUUCAAUGAACGUGUUAACGAGCAAUUGCUAAAUUGUUUAAAUAUUCAGACCAAUGUUAUACAAAAUUUGACUCAAUAUUCGCAACAUAUAUCAUUACAAUUGUUUGAAAUUAAGAAUAUAGUUGAAAUGCUCUGUAAUCGAAUAUUAAUUCAACAACAACAACAACAACAACAACAGCAACACGUUCCUCAACAACCUAACUAUUCUUAUUAUGCUUCUCAAUUUGGUUUUACACCACCUCAGUUACUACAACAUCAACAAUAUAUUCGUCAACCCUUUGUUUCAGCUAUGCCUCCGAUGCAACAACCACCACUUCCAUCAAUGACAGCAUUUCAAAACUUUUCAUCACAACCGCCAUCGAUGACGGCAUUUCAAAACUUUUCAUCACAACCUCCAUCGAUGGGAAUUCAUCAAAUUCCAUCCACCACGUCUAAUCAACCCUCCUUUACUACUCCAUCUUAUCAUCAAACUUCUACUUUUCCUUCUAUUCCAACGAGUCAACCUAGUGUUUUAAAACCACAUGGUCUUUUCGUCCAGGAUCUCCCAACAAUGCCAGUAAUUUCACAAAAAACCGAAGCGAACGUGUCGGAAGGCCCCAAGUCAAUCGCAGAGCAAGUUAAAAAAAUUGAUAUUGCUCCUCCGGCUGAUGAGAAUGAUGAUACUGGUGGUGAUCCCGACGAGUCCUAUGAACCAUCCGUGACAUUUCAGCCAAUUGUAAAGUUAGCCGCUGUUGAUGUUCAAACUGGUAAGAAAGAUAUA